AUGGCCAGCUUCGGCGUCGACACCCGCCCGGCCGCUGCGGCCUCGGGACGGGGCGGCGGCGGUGGGGCGGGGACGGGGACGGGGGAGGGCGCUCUGUCCUUCCUCUCCCGCGGCCUGCGUGAGGACCUCCGCCUCAUCCGCGCGCGGGCCGGGGAGCUCGAGACCUUCCUCAACGCGCCGGUCCCGGAGCCCGAGCUGUUCGCGCGGCUCCGGCGGGCCUACUCCUCCUCGGCCUCCUCGUCGCGGACGCGGCUGGACCUGUCCGCGAUCGGGAAGGCGUUCGAGGCCGAGUCGUGGAGGGGCACGAGGGGGUCCGUCAGUUGGAGGUGGGAGGAGGAGGCCGAGGAGUGGGAGCUCGUGCGGAUGGUCAAGGCGCGCCUCAGGGAGCUCGAGCGGAGGAGGCAGGGACAGACAGCUAGUGACAUGCUGCACAAAUUCAAGCUCAGCUUGAAAUCAAUGAGCUUUGCGCCUGAAGCAUCUGAGGAUGUUCCACCACUGGAUUUAGGAGAACUUUUUGCCUAUUUUCUAAAGCAAUCUGUACCACUGUUUGACCAACUUGGUAUAAAAAGAGAUUUAUGCGACAAGUUGGUGGAGUCUUUAUGCAGCAAGCGCAAGGACGCAUACAAUUUUCUGUCAGCAUGUGAGCCUUCUUCAUUGAGAAAUGACAAUGUUGGGGAUGAACUCGACCUAAGAAUAGCUAGUGUCCUACAAAGUACAGGAUACCAUGAUGAUGGUGGAUUUUGGCUUGAUAGGAAAUCUAGCCUAUCUGACAAGAGACAUGUUGCCAUAGUCACUACUGCCAGUCUUCCCUGGAUGACUGGGACGGCUGUGAAUCCUUUGUUUCGAGCGGCAUACUUGGCUAAAUCUUCCAAGCAAAAUGUAACCUUGGUAGUGCCCUGGCUUUGCAAGUCAGAUCAAGAACUUGUCUAUCCCAAUAGCAUGACUUUUAAUUCUCCAGAAGAACAAGAAAACUAUAUGAGGAAUUGGCUGGAGGAAAGAGUUGGUUUCAAGACAGACUUCAAAAUAUCGUUUUACCCUGGAAAGUUUCAGAAAGAAAGGAGAAGUAUAAUUCCUGCUGGGGACACUUCACAGUUUAUACCAUCAAAGGAAGCUGACAUUGCAAUCUUGGAAGAGCCCGAGCACCUCAACUGGUAUCAUCAUGGGAAACGAUGGACAGACAAAUUCAAUCAUGUCGUCGGUGUCGUACAUACAAAUUAUUUGGAGUACAUCAAGAGGGAGAAGAAUGGUGCUAUUCAGGCCUUUUUUGUUAAGCACAUCAACAACCUGGUUGCCAGAGCUUAUUGCCACAAGAUUUUGCGGCUGUCAGGUGCUACUCAAGAUCUGCCCAAGUCAAUGAUCUGCAAUGUGCAUGGUGUUAACCCCAAGUUUCUGGAGGUCGGAGAGAGAAUAGCAGCACAGCGGGAGUCUGGCCAGGAAUCUUUCUCGAAAGGAGCUUAUUUUCUAGGUAAGAUGGUCUGGGCCAAGGGUUACAGAGAAUUGAUCGAUUUGUUUGCCAAGCACAAGAGCGAUUUGGAAGGCUUCAAGUUGGACAUCUACGGAAAUGGUGAAGACUCGCACGAAGUGCAAUCGGCCGCCAGGAAGUUGAAUCUGAACCUGAACUUUCAUAAAGGCCGGGACCAUGCAGAUGAUUCGCUUCACGGGUACAAGGUCUUCAUAAACCCAAGCAUCAGCGACGUCCUGUGCACCGCGACGGCGGAGGCGCUGGCGAUGGGCAAGUUCGUGGUGUGCGCGGACCACCCCUCCAACGACUUCUUCCGCUCCUUCCCGAACUGCCUGACCUACAAGACCUCGGAGGACUUCGUGGCCAGGGUGAAGGAGGCCAUGACGCGCGACCCGCAGCCCCUGACACCCGAGCAGCGGUACGACCUGUCGUGGGAGGCCGCCACCCAGCGGUUCAUGGAGCACUCAGAGCUCGACAGGUUCCUGAACAGCAGCAACAGCGACUGCAGCAGCAGCAGCAGCACCGAGCGCGACGGCAACAGCGCGGGCAGGAGGAUGAGGAAGUCUGCCUCGGUGCCCAACAUGUCAGAGGUGGUGGAAGGCGGCCUGGCGUUCGCGCACUACUGCUUGACGGGCAGCGAGCUCUUCCGGCUGUCGACGGGCGCCGUCCCCGGAACCCGCGACUACAGCAAGCAGCACAGCUUGGACCUCCGCCUUCUGCCGCCCCAGGUGCAGAACCCCAUAUACGGCUGGUAAUCGAGGUAAACUGCCCGCUGUCAAUUACUCCGGAGUAGUAAGUAGCAGUACAUAGAGGUAUACAUAGCACCGCAGUCUGUAACACUAGCGGUGGUUUUGCUCUUCUUCCGGCUGGCAGCCUCGGCCUGAUGCUGAAAUGCAGGCCUUGUUCAUUAUUACAAACCACUUUGUUUGCUUGAGUAACAGUAGUUCUGGAUAAAGAUUCCAGCAAGGCCCUCGAUCUGUUUUUGAAGUUUUUUUUUA
Messenger RNA from Setaria italica (foxtail millet), 2460 nucleotides. Its product is annotated as digalactosyldiacylglycerol synthase 1, chloroplastic. NCBI's taxonomy places the organism in Eukaryota, Viridiplantae, Streptophyta, Magnoliopsida, Poales, Poaceae. Bases 1 to 2217 code for a protein of 738 amino acids. Gene Ontology annotation, cellular component: chloroplast outer membrane. The record is from RefSeq and is a predicted model, not a curated record. Gene Ontology annotation, molecular function: digalactosyldiacylglycerol synthase activity. Gene Ontology annotation, biological process: galactolipid biosynthetic process. The transcript has 7 exons.